CCCCGGGCUUCGCCGCCAGCCUCCCCCGCGAGCUGACGGCCCCGCCGGCGAAGAUGGCUUGGACCGGGAGCCGCGGAGCCGGGCGAUCCUAAAACCGCCAAGGAUCGCGCGCAGACGCCAAGAUUUCGGCCCAAGCCCAGUCCGGACGGUUGGGCGCCAAACAUCCUCUCACCAUGCCCGAGGGGGCCUGCAGGGGCAGCACCAGGAAAGGAGGUCGAGAAGCAGCACCCCGGCCCUCCUCCGUCUCCUCCCUGGGUGGCCUUGGCUCCCACAUGGCGUCCAACCCCUUCUCGGGCAGCUGCACCUCCAUGAACACCGUGUGUUCGGACAGUGACCGCCCUGCCAGCCUCAGCUCCUCGGCAUCUUCGGCCUCCCUCCAGGACCACCAGAGCGUCUUUGGUGGCAGUGGUGGCCUGGGAGGCGGCCCCCCAUCGUACACCCCCCAAAACGGCAGUGACAUCAGCCUGGACCUCACGCCCGUGUCCCUCCUGGAUGGGAUGGGAGAAGCCCCCGGGGGCGCCGGGCGGCAUCACGGCUGGUCCCCCGGCUUGGCCAGGGCCAAGGAACGGCAGGCCAAGCGCUCCCACCUGGACCGGGUGGUCCAAGAAAUCCUGGAGACGGAGCAGGCGUACGUCAGGGACCUGAGGAGCAUCGUGGAGAACUACCUGGGCUGCAUCAUCAGUUGCGAGAAGCUGCCGCUCAAGCCAGAUCAAGUCAGCGCCUUGUUUUGCAACAUCGAAGACAUCUACGAGUUCAACAGCGACCUGCUGGAAGAUAUGCAGCGGAACCCCUGUGCCCACGCCGUGGCCGAGUGCUUCGUCCAGCGGAGUGAAGAAUUCGAUCUCUACACCUUGUACUGCAUGAACUACCCCAAUUUUGUCUCGGUGCUGCGGGAAUGCAUGGAGGACGAGGCCGUGGCCAGAUUCUUCCGGGAGAGACAAGCCACCCUCUCGCACUUCCUGCCCUUGGAGACCUACCUCCUCAAGCCUGUCCAGCGCAUCCUGAAGUACCACCUGCUGCUCCAGGAACUGGUGAAACAUUACGAGAAGAGCCGUCCAGGUUAUGACACGGUCGAAGAGGCUAGCAUCACCAUGACAGCUGUGGCUUGGUACAUCAACGACAUGAAGCGCAAGCAGGAGCACGCCACUCGGCUGCAGGAAAUCCAGGGUCUCCUGGUGGGCUGGAAUGGUCCAGAGCUGGGGGCGUUUGGCGAGCUGAUCCUCGAGGGGCAGUUCCGGGUGCCUCGUGCACGGAAGGAGAGGGUCUUCUUCCUCCUCAGCAAGGUCCUCCUGAUCACCAAGAGGCGCGGCGAAGCCUUCAUCUACAAGAGCCACAUCUUUUGCUGCAACCUGGCCCUGCAGGAGAACACCAAGGAGGCCACGAGCUUCAAGAUCUCUGACCUGUCCAUCCCUAAACAGCAGCACGUGGUCCAGGUGAAGAACCAGGAAGAGAAACGCCUGUGGAUCCAUUACCUGAAGCGUUUGAUUGUGGAAAAUCACCCGGCGUCCAUUCCUCAGAAGGCCAAGCAGGUCCUGCUGGAGAACAGCUUCCAGGGUUCUCCUGGGGUCCUCUCCAGCGCUGAGUCUCCCAAGAAGCCCCUGCCUUCCCCGUGGCUGGAUGAGUCCCUGGCAUGCGCUCGCAGCAGGCGGCAGUCGGAGCCUCCGGAGUACAUGUAUAGCCCCGAGAGAGCCCGGAGAAGCUGCCCCAUCUUAGCGCUGGAAAAAAGCACCUCGUGCCGCCGGGACCGCAGGCCAUCUGAUGUGGCCAAGUUAAAGCACACGGACAGCGAGGGCGACCUCUAUGCAGCCACUGAGCGCCCCCUUCCUUCCCGGACCCCCACGGCCAUGCUGGCCUCUGGCAGGACAGAGAUGGGGGCCGAAGACUCUGGCCAGGAGGAAGGGGAGGAAGGGGAGUUCCUGCUGCCCGAAGAGGCCACGGCCUCCGGCCUCUCCAUCACGGAAGAGAUCCUGGAGCUGCUCAGCCAACGGGGCCUUGACAAGGAGGCUGCCGGGAAGGGAAGGAGCUUCCCCCUGGAAGAAGGGGGCCAGGAGGCAAGUGGCCAGGCUCUGCAGGAACCGCCCUUACAAGAGAGUCCCUUGGAAGCACCGGGGAAGGAAGAGGAAGGCGCUGCAAAAGAGGGGGGGAAGGAGGAGGAGGAGGAGGAAGGCGACUCCCAGAAGGACCCCUCCUUAGGGGUCACCCCCCACGUCCUGCCCUUGCAAGCAGACGGUCUCCAGCCUGAGCCUCCUCCAGGGCUUCGCCCCCCCUUUGCCAGCGACUCUUCAGAAGAAGACGAGGAAGAGCAGCUUCUGCAGCAGGAGGGGUCGAGCGGCCCUUCUCCCCUCCACGUCUUGGAGACCUUGGCCCCAGAGGAAGGCUCUGGAAGGGCAGAAGAGCCCGGCCAGUCCACUUGGGGCAUGCAGGAGGCCCCGAACCAGGAGGGGCAGCCCCCCGAGGGCACCGAGGCCUCCAGCCACUCUGCCUGCCCUCCCCAAAGCUUGCUGGCUCCGAUGAGCAGAGACGAGAGGAUGGAGGUCAAGGCAGAGGGUGGGGCCCAGAGGGACCUCACCUUGACCAGGAGCGACUGGCUGCUGAUUGAGAAGAUCAAAAACUACUACGAGGGGGUGGGGCCGGCAAGUACGGCGCCAGGGCUGGCCAAGAAGGAUUGGGCCCCUCCUGUGCCCGCCGGCGUGGUGCGAGAGUCCAUCCUUCACUUCAACAGCAUCUGGAGGCAGAACGAUGUGCAGGACUGGGAGGUGGGCGGAGCCAGAGUCAGAAAGCCCCUCCCACAGCUUGGCGCCAGCAGCCCAGGAGGAGGAGACUCUGGGAGAAGCCGGAGUCGGUCCUGCCAGGAGGAGGGGAGGGGCCUCCUGCCCAUCAGCCUGGAUCCUUCCAAGAGGGGGCGGAGCUGUUCUGAGAGUGGCCAAUCAACAGAAAGCACUGAGCCUUCCAGAUGCUGCAUUGGACAGACACCCAGUGCCAGCUGUGAAAAUUCCCAUCAGGGGUGGAGCCCAUCUGGGGACAUGGAGUCGGACGCCACCCACAAGCCUUCUGUGCCUGGAAGUGGGAGUGGCUUGGAAGAGGAGGGCCCUGCAGGGUCUGAGUUCAGAUCCUGCGCAGAGAUCCGAAGGGCAUGGCAGGAGAAGGAACGGAGUGCCAUGGACUCCCCGAAGAAGGGUGGCAAAGUGCGAGUGAACAGGGAGUCUCACUCCUCCCCAGAGAUGCCAGUUUACGCCGAACCUCUGUACAUCGUGGAGGAUUCAGACCUAGAAGAUCCGCCGUCUGCCUCCAAAGGAGACCCCGAGGUCGCCGCCAAGGUCCGGAUGGGAGCAAAGGGCAGGCAGGAGGCAGAGGGGGUUGCCGAGGAUGCUCCCAGUCCCCUCCCCUCCUUCGACCUUUACGAGAGCAGCGGGGACCCCUGUCUUCUUGAGAACUCGGAGCGCAUCCUCAGCAAAGUGCAGGCCCUGGCCAAGAUGUACAGUGAGAAGAUCAGCCGCCUGAAAGCACCAAAGAGGGUGACGGAGAGGAAGCCGGGGGUGCGGCCCCUGCAGCAGCGGAGGGGCCCCAGCGGGAGCCUCCUGGCUGGGGUGCAGGAGGGCAAGCCGGGAUCCAGCUUCCCCCACUGCGAGCCACGCGUCUAUGGCCACAUCCUCAUCCAGGAGCCCCUCCAUCACGUGAUCGGGGUCCAGGAGAACACGCCUCUUGUCGCUGCGACCCGGGGGACCGCCUUCGAGCUGCACAGCGAAAGGCCCCCUCUGCUCCUUUCUCCAGAUCUCCUGGGUCCCUUGCGACAGGAACUGCCCUGCCCGCCAAGUCGCUCGCCCUGUGUUCAGUCGGGAGCCUGCCUGCCCUCUGCAGCCACGGAAGCAGCAGCCACACACCAGGGCCGAAGCUUCCCGGGAAGCCCUCCACGGCCCCUCUCGCCCGAGCCCGAGGUGGACCCUUCCACCCCAAAAGCCCCCAGCAAAGGCAGGGAUCCUUCUUCCCACCCUGGGCUAGCAACAGAGGCAACGCUUAGAGCCACGAAAAUGGAGGAAACCCCGUGGACAUUGGGGUUGGACAAGGGAAGCAGGCAGGCAGGGCAGCCGUCGUGCGGGUCUGAAAUGCAGCCGGGGGUUCCUGUCGCCACCCGCAUGCCGGAAUCCCAGCAGAGCCAGGACAGCCACGACGUGCCCAGCGCUCCCCGUGUCUCUGGGCCUACAGAAGAGGCCACGGACAAGCCACCUGGCUCCUCGGCAGAAUCUCCCCAGCUGCAAAAGCAGGCGGAGCCACCUUCCCUUCCAAACAGCAGCUCACCAGGGCGAGCGGAAAGCCCUUCGGGGAGAGCAGAUCCCAUGAAGUUGCCAGGGCGUGGGAGAAGGGAGGUACCGGUGCCAGCCCUAAGCGCAGAAGCCUCCAGAAGGGAGCCGGGGGCCUGCAGCGGGGUGGCCGCGCAUCCCGGCCCCCUCCCGGAACACUCCAGGGCUGCCCCUCCCCCACUGCCUAGUAGCUCCUCCAGCCCAUUGCCGGCUGGGGCAGGUACAGCGGUCAAAGGCCCCCCUCCCGCCAAUGCUCCUGGUUUGCUGGCGGUGGAGGCGGUGGUGGCAGAGUCUCCAGGCCCCCUCCACGAGGGGCGCCAGACGGCCCCCCUCCCGAAGCUCCUGCCCUCCUCCUCGCCGGUCCGCCGGUGCCUCUCCUCCAGCGCCGCCGCCAUCUCCAGGUACCUCGCGGCCUCCUGCAUCAGCCACAGCUUGGCCAAGAAGAACGGGGGCCCUCCCCUGGAGGAGACGCCUGUGCCCGCCCGGCCUUUCCCCUCUGGGGGGGCGCCUGGGGGGCCCCCGGCCGACCCGCUGGCUCUGCUCCCCAGAGCGGCCCCCAAGGCCUCCAGCCGUGGGGGGAGACUGGGGUCCUGCCUGCCAAGGGAGGGGUGCCAGCCCUCUGGGUCGGGGCCUCCUUCGCCCACGCGCCACAAGGCCUUGCUGGCCACCGUCCAGGCCUUUGAGCCUCGCGUGCGCUUCGCUUCCGCCUCGGAGCCCAAUUCCCGAGCCCAGUCGCCCUCCGCCGCAAAGCCUCGGGUCUGCUCCCCUCCUCCGACCAGCCCCCCCACAAGCGGCUUCACCCCCUUGUCCGCCCACCCCCACGGGCAGCCGACCGGCUCCGUCCUUUCCCCGGUGGCCCUGAGGCCGGACACGGCUGGGAGGAGCCACUCCUGCCCGCAGGUGGCCCCGUCGAGUCUGCCCGAGAGCCUGGCCCCCAGCCCUUGCGCUGGCCCUCCGGACCUCGGGGGCCUCCAGUGGCCCAACGUGCCCGGCCUCUGUUUGAAGUACGUGAACAGAGAGCGCCGGCCGAGCAGCCCCCAGAGGAGGCCUCCUCCCGAGGGCCAGGGCUCCCCAAGCCCAGCGUUCCCCUUCAGUGGGGCGGACGCAGCGCCCCGCACAGACAGGAACCAGCAGCGGGCCAGCUAUUCCACCACCGUCAACAUCCAGAUCGGCGGGAGCGGCCGGAUCGCCUCCUUCAGCAACGCACAGGUCAGCCUGACCCAUCAUCCCCUGCUGGCCACGCUGGAGCCCCUGAGUGCCAGGAAGGUCAACGGCAGCGCUUUGGAGGCACCCCAAAACACAUGAAACCCCCCCCAGCAGCCUUUGCCAGGGACACCAGCCCUCUCCCUUCCCUGGUCCUCCCCC
Pogona vitticeps (central bearded dragon) is the source of this 5663-nucleotide messenger RNA. RefSeq names its product pleckstrin homology and RhoGEF domain containing G2 (gene PLEKHG2). Gene Ontology annotation, biological process: regulation of actin filament polymerization. Lineage: Eukaryota; Metazoa; Chordata; Lepidosauria; Squamata; Agamidae. Gene Ontology annotation, molecular function: small GTPase binding; guanyl-nucleotide exchange factor activity. The record is from RefSeq and is a predicted model, not a curated record.